Molecule: messenger RNA, 1281 nt
Organism: Lactuca virosa
Lineage: Eukaryota; Viridiplantae; Streptophyta; Magnoliopsida; Asterales; Asteraceae
Source: the annotation of a GenBank genome assembly
AUGAAAAAUCUUCAAUAUUUAUUAUUAUUAUAUGGCAACAACAUAAAGGGUCGCAUUCCCGAUUUGGCUGGAGAGAUAGGAGGAAAUCGGUUGAUUGCUGUGGAUCUCUCAAAUAACUCCAUAACAGGCUUGCCACAGUUUCAGUGGGAUGGAAUAAAUCAACUAUCCAUCCAGUCCAACAUGAUUCAAGGACCAUUCCCUCCAUCAAUUUGCGACAUGAGCAAUCUACAAUAUCUCGAUCUGUCCAAUAAUAGUUUUGAUGGAGUGAUUCCACAAUGCAUUGGAAACAUCAGCUCUCUUGGGAUGCUGCAUUUGGGGGCCAAUCUUUUCAAUGGCACCAUUCCAAAUGCAUGUACAGAUUAUAGACAGUUGACGUGGUUCAUUUUGAAUAAAAAUCAAUUUGAAGGAGAGAUUCCCACUUCUUUGUCCAAAUGUAGAAAUUUGCAAAUACUUGAUUUGGGAAACAACCAUUUGUAUGGCACAUUCCCUGGCUGGUUAUCAAAUCUUCCAAGGUUGCAGGUUAUUGUUCUCAAAUCAAACAAUUUUCAUGGUCCGAUUGAAACAUCUUCAAAAAUUAAACUCCCAUUUCCACUUCUGCGAGUUCUCGACUUAUCUCAUAACCAGUUUGCUGGACAUCUCCCAACGAAAUAUUUUCAAUAUUUCAAUGCCAUGAAGGACGUGGUAAGGACAGGAUCAACUCCAGAAUAUUUGCAGCUGAGAGGCAAGUAUUACUUUGUGAUUGUUGGAGUGAAAGGUCAUCAGCUUCCAUUUCCACAACUUUUGGUUGACUACACGAUUAUUGAUCUAUCAGUAACAAAUUUGAAGGAGAUAUUCCGGAUACCGUUGGCACUCUUAACUCACUUAAAGUGCUCAACUUAUCCCAUAACGACCUCAAUGGUGGAAUCCCACAUACUCUGGGUAGUCUCUUGGAGAUUGAAUCAUUGGACCUAUCAUGGAACAAACUUACAGGUUACAGGAGAGAUCCCUCGAAGUCUUUCAAACAUCACUAAUCUUGCAGUGUUAGACUUCUCACAAAAUCAUAUUGUAGGACGUAUUCCACAAGGAACACAAUUCAACACGUUUGAAGGGAGGUCUUUUGGAGGGAAUUUGGGAUUGUGUGGGUGUCCGUUGACCAAGCAUUGUGAGCAUCCACGUUCCCCACAACUUGAAGUUACUGAUGGUGAUGGAGAUGAAGAUGAGAGUGGGUUUACAUGGAAAGUGGUGAUGUUAGGAUAUGGAUGUGGCACCCUACCUGGAUUGGUGAUAACAUAUGUCGUGUAA